Molecule: messenger RNA, 6885 nt
Organism: Nezara viridula (southern green stink bug)
Lineage: Eukaryota; Metazoa; Arthropoda; Insecta; Hemiptera; Pentatomidae
Source: the annotation of a GenBank genome assembly
GUAAUCUACAAACGCCUCCUUUGCCGGCGUUUCGAUAGUUAGUGUGCAGAGGAAAUGGUAUUGAUGUUCUGUGAAAUUAAUGUUUAAAAUCAGUGAAAAUGAUUCAAGGUGACUGUGUUCUUGACUUGAGCCAAGAAUUGCUCUUCGCUUUGUCGGACUCACCUGCGAAAGAUGGAAUGGAAUAUUUGCUAACUAAAGAAGAGGAAAUUAUUGACAACUUCAAUAAUGAUUUUGAUAUGCUAUUACCUGAUGAUAACUUCGAAACAAAGUCUGUUUUGGAUUCAUCAUUUCUCGACUCAUUGAUACAUGAUGGUAUUUCUCAGUGGCCUGAAGUCUUUCCUCAACUUUCGGAUCUUCAUUCAAUAGAUGAUGAUACUGAGAUUAAAUCUGAGGUGUUUUCACCUGCUGAUUCACCUAGCAGCAUAAAUUAUUGUGAUACAAGCAGUAGUUCAUCUGAUGAGAAGUUUACUCUUGAAACUCCACCUGUUUCUCCUCCAAGAGAAGAAUUUUCUCCAUGUACACCAUUGCAAUUCACUCCUCGAGAGCCAACUCAGAAGAAAUCCACUGUCUUGAAGAUUAAUCCAAAUAAUAUUAAGAUCAUUAGAAAUGUUAAAGGUUUAAAACCGGUAGGUAAACAGACUCAAAUAGUUCUUCCAAAAGAUGUCCUUCAAAAAGUUAUGAAAUGUAAAACAGAAAAGGAAAUUUCUAAACCUCCUGUUUCUUCGGUUAAGUCACACUUAUCCAUCGGUGUUCCUGUUAUUCUUCCUUCAAAUCAUAUCCAGACUCCAGCAAUAUCAAUUUGUCCAGCUGAUUCGACGAAUAUAAAAAUUGACUCUAUUAGUCCACCAAUUGCGCCAGCACCAUUUCUUAAAAGAGAGAGUGUAGAUUAUUCAUUAAAGAAUGAUAUUAAUCUGAAGGCAUUGAAAAGGCAGCAAAGGAUGAUAAAGAACAGAGAAUCAGCCUGCCUUUCAAGAAAAAAAAAGAAGGAAUACGUUACUGCUUUAGAAAGUAAGGUGUCUGAUCUAGAAACUGAAAAUUCACACCUAAAAGUUGAAAAUGAAAGGCUUAAAAUAAAAAUCAAAGAGUUAGAAACAGGAUACAAAGGGUUUGGAAAACCGGGUACUUUUCUCAACAGUAAUUUGAGAAAGACUACUGCUGUACUGGCUGUACUAUUUAUGGUUUCAAUCAACAUAGGAUCUAUUGGCUUAUUAUCAAGAGAAAGUAUUAGUAAUGAACUGAACGGUGGUAAUUUAAUCUCACCAGAAUCUGGUACCAAGAAGCACGGGCGCGCACUCUUGUGGGCUCAACCUGAAUUGCAAGAAUCCGCAGAAAAUAUUACUAGUAGCGAUAGUCGUUCAACUUGUCCACUUCACAUCAAUCAAACUGAGUCCUUAAGGCUGGAAAAGGAAUUGAGGAGAUGGAUAGAAAUAGGUGAAAACAAUUAUAAAAAUGAAACUAAGAUAUUAAAUAAUAAUAUUAAGCCUCCUCCAAUGAAGUUAUCUCCUCACUUGAAAGCAAACAAUAAGGUUAAAUCUUACAAAAAAGCUCAGAGGUGGCAGAAGGGAGGAACGAGUGCUGUAGGUGUCUAUAGGCCUAAAUUUCCUGGUUCCCUACCCAGGAGAGACGAUACUUUCUACGUUUUUUCCUUUUCCUCGGACCAUCUGUUAGUGCCUGCAUUGGCUCAUGACAUCACUCUAAGGCCGAAGAUGUCUUUCUUAAUACCUACUGUUCCUUUCAAUGGUUUGAAAUUAUAUUAUUUAAAUUAAUGUGUAAAUAUUUUUUAAAUGAUUUCGUUAGUUUACUUUUUCAAAUGAGAUUCAUUUCUUUGUUAAAAUUAAUUUGAUAAUAUAUUUAUUAAUUAUUUUUAUUGAGUCAGUUUGUGUUUUAAACAGUUUUAUUAUAAAGGAAUGGUUUUAAUCCAUGUUAUUAUUAAAUGGUCCUUAUUCAGUUGACUGUUGAAUAUAAUAUAGUCUGUCUGAAAGAUCUUGUUUCUAAUUACUUGUUUCCUUUUAAAGUAUCGAUUAGAAUUUCUCAUUCUAAAACUGAUUCUGUUGUUCUUGUACACUGAUGAUCUCUCAACAACAUUUGUCAAAGACAUUUUCUUUUUUCUUGAAGACACCAUUAACUUGUUUAUAAUUUUUAAAGCUCUAGUGGCAUUGGAUUUAAGUAAAGUAAUAUUACUAUGUUUUUAUUAAAUGCCAAAGCAUUCUGGAACUGCAAAAGUUUUUUUUCAAUGAUAUACUUUGCUUGAGGAAAAAUUUAUUUCCUGUGGAAACAAAGUACUAUUGAAAAACAUAUUGUAAAAUUGAAGCAGCUUUAGGUGUCUAACAAAAUGAUAUUUAUCAAAGUUAUAAAUAAUGUGUUUUAAAUUUUUGUAAUGUAAUUGUUUUUAAAAAUAUUUGGUGUGUACUGUAUCUUUGAAUUAAGAUUUUUAUUUAUUUAGUUCACACUUUAAUUGUCUUUCAAAUGAGUUUACGGAUUAUUCCAGGUAUAAACAGAUUUUAAGUUAUUUGAAAAACUAAUAAGAAUUUAAUGGAUUUCUCUUUCUUAAAAACGGGUUCAAAGUUAUUAUCUCUUUUAUAUAUUGUAUAUUGUGUCUUUGGUACUACAUGUACAAUAUACAAUUUUUUGUUUGUUCUGUUUGGAUUUUAACUAGCAUUUAAGCAAUUUUUUUUUUUUUUUUUUUUCCUUUUUCUCGCCUCUACCCUAAAGGGUACAUUUUUAAGCAAUUAAAAAUGGAAUUUACCACAAAAUGUAUCCUUCUUGAGAUAUACGCAAAUAUUUUGUUUUCUUCAGAACAUUUUUUUGUUUUUUUUCUUGGGGAUGUACCGUGAAUGCAAUAUGUAUUGUUUUCCUUGUUCUUAUUAUUUAUAUUGAUGCCAAGUUAUCCUUUAUACAAUACAGUAAUACCAUUUCAGAAUCAGUUGCUGCUAACGGAUCAGUCCCUAUGAUGCAAGUAGAUUGUGAGGUCCUCGCUACCAAAUCAAUCGAAAUUACUGAAGAGGAUUUCAGGACCUUUCGUCCAAAGCAAGAAGGAAAUAGUAAAAUAAAUGCAUCUUCUGACGUUUCAAUGAAAGAGUUGAACUACAGACCGUACUUCAUUGGAGAAGACAAGCAAACAGGAGGAAUCGAAGAUACUUUCGAUGGCUAUCUGAAAAGAGUCUAUCGCACUGGCAGUGGAAGGUUUCCUUAACGAAUAGGUUGAGUGCGUUGGUACAGUAAUUAUUACUAACAUUGAUCUCAUUUUAUACAUUGCUAAUGGUGACUGAAAUUUCUUCGUAAUGUAUUAUGAGUCGAAGGCAAGGCUGUAACAGGGUUUAUGUUAUGUAUAUUAUGAUAGCAGUCAUCCAUGUUUAAAGGAUUAAAGUUACGAUGUGUCUUUUGGUUGUAUGCGAUGCUAGUGAAAAUGACUCUUUUACUGUAUAUUUUGUUAGCUAAAGAACAUUACGCGUUCUUGUUAUAGGCUAAGUUCGCACAAUUAAUCUAACUCUUAUCUAUAAACUAAUGAGAUGUGUGAAAUGUUCUUUCAUAUUUUGAUAGAAUAUUUAUUUUCAUUGUUAGUUUUAAAAUGUAGUGGUACUAUUAUGUACCAGUUUAUACAAGCGUUGCCAGAACUGAUACAUUUUAGGAAAACUGCGAGAUAAUGAAACAUUAUUGAUAAAUCAAUAGUGCUGAUUCCUCACUCACCAAAAGAUGAGUUAAAAUUCUCAUUUAUUUCAAAAUAUUGAAACUCGUUGCGGUAUUCUUUAUGAAGCUCAUGAUCCUUUCAUACUUGAAUCUUGUACACGCUCUUGAAAGGACACAGUAGUCAGCAGAAUGCUGGCUGAGAGUUCACUGUAUAUAUAUACAUAUAUCGUAAUUAUAUUACCCAAUAAAGUAAAAUUUAUUGUAAAAAAUGGUUUUGUUAUAAAUAUUUUUAGCAUUAGUUUUAUACACUAUUACAAACUGAAAAAGAAAAAAAAAACGUUGGACUUUGGAACGUUGGCUAUCUAUAAUAAAAGAAAUCAUAUCAGAAUGGUCGCUAUCUGUCAUUUAGGAAUGAUUUCGUGCUUUUUUUUUUUUUUUUUUUUUUUUUUUUUUUUUUUUUUUUUUUUUUUUUUUUCUCCUUCCUCAGCUAUAUGUGGGUUUUCCCAGGCCUUAAAAACUCCUUCGUGCACCGGGACGCGAACUCAUGACUAUUUUUUUUAUCAGUCUUAUGUAUCAGAUUGCCGGGCAACGGAAUGAUUUCAUACCAAGCCUUCAAUUUUUUUUAUUUCAUUUUUAAUUUUGUUUUUCUCGACGUAUUUGGCUAGGACAUUUUGUCCUAAUAAAUGUUGUUUUCAAUUAAGCAAAUAAUUAGGAAAUUUAUUAGAUUGGAUUAAUUUAAAUAAGCAAUACAGAUUCGUGUAUGAAAGGUACACCAUGCAUAGGUGAGGAUGUCUAAAUACUUGUAUAGAUAUUUUGAAAGAAUAAAUUACCAAAUUUAUAAUUUUUAUUUAAAAAAUAUGAGAAAAAUAAUGAUGGCUAACUGCAAAGUAUUGUUUUAAAUCUAUAUCAAUAACAACUUUUUUCAAAGAAACAUAUUUGUUUUACCACAUAAUUACUUGAUUAGAUAGAUUAUAAAAAAAAAAAAACUCGUUUAACAAUAAUACUGUCGAAUGCGGUUACCAACUGCCAGGUAGUCACUGUUACAGGUUAGGAUUGACAGGGAAAGCGCUGCCUCUUGGGAACAGAAUUAGGAAUCCCUAUCUAUGAGUAAAGAGUUAUUUUACAGCAAGAGAAGAACUGAAAGUUUUUUUAAAAUCUUUUUUGGACAAUGUUUCAUAAAAUCCAUAAUUAAUACUGAAUAUAUGUAUACAGUUUUAAGUUGAUAUUCUUUUAUGAUAUGAAUAUUACCCUGUUGCUGAUAAGAAAAAAUUGUAGGAAUUCUUCCCAUCCCACUCAUAUAGAGUAAAAAAGAAGAAAAUAUUUUUUUUUUCGGUUGAUAUAUUUUGUACAGUAAUCUAAUCUUUCGCUUCAAAGGAUUGUUUAAUAAUGCUUAAUUACAGAAGAAUAAAUGCUAAUCACCAAAUAUUUCUUUAAGCCUUGUAUAGGAAAAUAGUUUAUUGUGUAAUUGUUACUUCAAUAACAUGGGCUAAUUUAAAGUAUAUACUUUUUUCUAAAUUAUUUGUAAUAUGUCAUCACUUAAGAUAUGACUCAGUUGUUAUGUUGUUGUAAUGGUGGAUUUUUUUAUGUUCUCUUGAUAAUCCCAUGCUGAUUCUAUGUGAAAAUAUGGAUCCAACAAUAUGCAGAACUCAAUUUCUAUAAAAAGUUGUCAUUCUUUAACAGUGGUGUAUUUAUAGACAUUCCAGUUUUGAUAUUCACAGUGACUAAUCAGUAUUAUUUGAUUUAGACUGAUCGUAUAUUUUAUAUGUUAAUUAUUCCCUAAUUUAAGAUGAGUGGAGAUCUACUUAUUUUAAAUGACUAACAGAUGCAACAAUCUGUCGUAGAGCUCGAGAUGGUUUGAACGACUAUUGUCAGUUUGCUAAGAGUUGUUUUACAACCUAUAGACCUGCUUAAAUUUUUUUUUUUUGUCUUGAAUUGUAUGACAGGUUGUAACUUGUGGAGUUUAACUAUAACUACUUAUACUAUCACGUGAACUAUUCUCCAGGAUUUUAUUUUUGUUGCAUUAUUAAUAUUUUAUUUUAUGGUUAUAUCUUGUUGGUGCAGAUAAAAUAAAAUUAAUCUACAUGUUCAAAAAAUAAUCUUUACAAAUUAUCAUAUACUGAUUGUGGUGCUUUUGUUUUACUGCACCAAAAAAAACUUAUUCUGGACAAACUUGGGGUACUUUUUGUAAAAGCUUGCUAGUUUGGUAAAGAAAUUAAAUAAGGAUAGAAAAUUUAAUGCAAUUUUAGGUUUGUGAUAUUGUAGCAUUUCUUAUGAUUUAUAUAUAUAUUUAUUUAUUUUUUCAUUAAAAUUAUUGAAAUUAUGAAAGCUGUAUUAAAUAAUAAACAGUGCUUGUCCAAUUUUAGGAAAAUUGCUAAUAUUAUGUCUAAUUUAAUGUUUGGACAAGCCUGAAAUGGUAUGUCAGAUAAAAAUCUAUGUUGAAAACUAUAUCUUUAAUUUGUGAUACUUUUUUUCUAUGUUAAAUCUCUCAUUCUUGCCGAUUUUAUGAAAUAAAUUUAGUUCUUUCUUAUUCACCUCAUGUGACACGAUUGAUUAAUAUUGCAUCUAUUGUAAUAAUUUUUUUAAUUUUGGUCAUAGAAAAAAUAAUAUUUAUAUGAUUAAUAUCAAGAACUUGAGUACUGUUGUUUGUUUAAAGUUUUAAAAAUAUUCGGCACUAUUUUAAGCAAAAGUACUUAAAUUAAUCCCAGUUAGGUAUCCAUUUGCUCACAAAAUUAUAUUUAUUUUAUAAGAGUAAUAUUAAACCUACAAGAAAGCAAUAUUUAUGUAAAUUCAGAAUUAAUCUAAUAAUUUAUUUGGCUACAGUGUGAGUUAAUGAUCUCAGGUGUUUGUUUUUAAAUAUUAAAAGAUAGUUGUACAUUUUAUAUAUAAAUAAACUUAUGUAGAAUAUAUGAUGCAAUUUUGGUAUAAUUUUUAACACACUUAUACCAAAUAUUUGAGGCAUUAUACGAUUUGUAUACAAUGUAGUGAGCCUAAAGUUUAAUGUGAUAUCUUCAUUAAUGUUUUAUGUUAAAUAAUAAUUAUACUUACGAUUUAUUUAUUAAGAAGUUAUAUAUUACUAAAGAUUUUAUAAGUAAUGUGUGGGUCAUAAAUUAUUUUAUAAGUUUAAGUUAAUCAUAAUUUAUUUACUAUAUAUUAUAUUAUUUCAGAAAGUAUUUAACUAUGUUUUUGAAUUAUUUGUUACUUUAUUUUGAUGUGCAAUAAAUGAAAUAUAUAAUGAAGCAUGUUUGUUUCUUAAGAAAC